AUGCUUCCUCCCAUGAGGCGAGCAAACACCAAGGACUUGGCGUCGCGGCCGGCGGGGGCGGGAAACCACGGUUCCGACGAUGAAAAGCACGAACGGCCCGCCGUCCUGGCCGACUCGGAGGACAGUUCGUCAGACCUCGAGACCGAGCAGGAGAGGCGCUCGCUGUCAAGAGCCGGGUCGGCGAGAUCAGGACGCUCGCUCACCGCGGUGGUUUCGGAGGUGAGGGACGGGAUCCAGAACCAGCGGGAUUUGGAGCGCGGAAACGGCGAGGACGGCGGCGAUGCCCGUGCCGGCGAGGACGGCGAGCCCAAGGACCCGAAUCUGGUGUCGUGGGACGGGCCAAACGAUGCGCAGAAUCCAAAGGCGUGGCCGAACAGGAGGAAAUGGGCGGCAGUUGUGUGCGGUGAGUCCAACGGCCCGGGUCUGCGGCGUGACCUGGCGUGUCGUGCUGACCCUUCUCUCGCCGCAGUGUCCCUCUUCACGCUCAUAUCGCCCGUCGCUUCCUCCAUGGUGGCCCCCGACCUGGACGCCAUCGGCAAGGAGCUCGACAUCGAGAGCCGGCCGGAGCGGGCGCUGGUCCUGUCCAUCUUCGUUGCGGCGUACGCACUCGGCCCUCUCGGCUGGGGUCCUCUCUCGGAGCUGUACGGCCGCGUCAUCGUCAUCCAGAGCUCCAACAUUGUCUUCCUCCUGUUCAACCUCGGCUGCGGCCUCGCCAGGACGGAGGGCCAAAUGAUUGCGUUCCGCUUCCUCGGAGGCAUCGGCGGCUCGGCGCCGCUGGCCAUCGGCGGCGGCGUCCUGAGCGACCUGUUCACCCCCGAGGAGAGAGGCCGGGCCAUCAGCAUCUCCUCCCUCAUGCCGCUUCUCGGACCGGCCAUUGGACCCGUGGCGGGCGGCUGGAUCGCGGAGCGGACGACGUGGCGGUGGGUGUUUUACAGCACCACGGUUGCCUGUGGCAUCAUCCAGGUCUUUGGGCUCUUCUUCCUCCAGGAGACGUAUGCGCCCGUGCUGCUGCACCGCAAGAAGCUGCGUCUCGUCAGGGAGACGGGCAACACGGAGCUGCGCACCGAGUUUGACCAUCCGGACCGGACCGUGCUCCAGGCCCUGACGACGGCCUUUACGCGCCCGUUCAAGCUGCUGGCCACCCAGCCCAUUGUCCAGGUUCUCUCGCUCUAUCUCAUGUUCCUGUACGGCACGAUAUACCUCAUCUUCUCGACGUUUCCGACGCUCUUCGCCGCCGAGUACGGCGAGUCCCCGGGCAUCAUCGGCCUCAAUUACAUCUCCAUCGGCGUCGGCUUCUUCCUGGGGACGCAGGUGUGCGCCCCGUUGCAGGACCGCGUCUACGCGGCCCUCAAGCGUCGCUACGUGCCGGACGGGGGACCAGGACGGCCAGAGUUCCGCGUCCCCAUGAUGGUUCCGGGCGCGCUGCUCGUCCCCGUCGGCAUCUUCAUCUAUGCGUGGACGGCCGAGGCGCCCACCCACUGGAUAGGGCCCAACGUCGGCGCUGCCGUGUUUGGCUUCGGGUCCAUCAUCGGAUUUCAGUGCGUCCAAGGAUACAUUGUCGAUUCGUACACGCGGUACGCCGCCAGUGCUGUGGGUGCCGUCACGGUGCUUCGCAGCUUGGCUGGUUUCGGAUUCCCGCUGUUUGCGCCGACAAUGUACGAGAACCUAGGCUAUGGCAUGGGCGGGACGGUGCUGGCCACCGUUUCCAUCGUCAUUGGGUGGCCCGCGCCGCUUCUGCUCUGGAAGUAUGGUGCCGCGUUGAGAGCAAGGAGCAGGUUUAGUACUGGGCCAUGA
Metarhizium album ARSEF 1941 is the source of this 1794-nucleotide messenger RNA. RefSeq names its product Major facilitator superfamily domain, general substrate transporter. The transcript has a single exon. Gene Ontology annotation, molecular function: transmembrane transporter activity. The record is from RefSeq and is a predicted model, not a curated record. Gene Ontology annotation, biological process: transmembrane transport. Lineage: Eukaryota; Fungi; Ascomycota; Sordariomycetes; Hypocreales; Clavicipitaceae. Bases 1 to 1794 code for a protein of 597 amino acids.